AUGGCCAAUCCAUUGGAUCCGAUGACUGCCGACAAGACUUUGGCCAUCGAUGGCUCGGAAAGCGAUUGCCAGACGAGUAUUGCAAUCCAAUUGCAGACUUUGGCCAUCGAUGGCUCGGAAAGCGAUUGCCAGACGAGUAUUGCAAUCCAAUUGCAGGUCUCGUCGAAUGACAAUCAAUUGGAUCCGACCUUUAAUUCACUUCUAAUUCCCGGCUAUUUGUUGGUCAAGAAUUGUGACGAUUCCUCCACUUAUCACUUGCAACAGACAGUUAUGCAAAUCGAGGUUCAAUCGGAUCCGCACGACAUCCACGUCCUGCCCAUUAGUGUCGCCAACUCUUCGCACAAUCACAUGACUGUCACCACUGAUGACAACACCAAUCAAAGCGUUAAACCCAUCAAAUCCACGCUUAAGAAGGAUAAGAAGACACGAAACAACUGUUUGCCAUCCGAUGACAACUCGACAGCCAAUCAAACAAAUGACAAACUAUUGCCCAAAAAGAGUGGAAUCGAUAAAAAUGGUCGAAAAAUACCUCCGAGUCGUCUCUUGCAAACCAAUUGUCCCGUUUGUGACAAACAAUUCAAGAAAACAUAUUUGGCCAAUCCAUUGGAUCCGAUGACUGCCGACAAGACUUUGGCCAUCGAUGGCUCGGAAAGCGAUUGCCAGACGAGUAUUGCAAUCCAAUUGCAGGUCUCGUCGAAUGACAAUCAAUUGGAUCCGACUUUUAAUUCACUUCUAAUUCCCGGCUAUUUGUUGGUCAAGAAUUGUGACGAUUCCUCCACUUAUCACUUGCAACAGACAGUUAUGCAAAUCGAAGUUCAAUCGGAUCCGCACGACAUCCACGUCCUGCCCAUCAGUGUCGCCAACUCUUCGCACAAUCAGAUGACUGUCACCACUGAUGACAACACCAAUCAAAGCGUUAAACCCAUCAAAUCCACGCUUAAGAAGGAUAAGAAGACACGAAACAACUGUUUGCCAUCCGAUGACAACUCGACAGCCAAUCAAACAAAUGACAAACUAUUGCCCAAAAAGAGUGGAAUCGAUAAAAAUGGUCGAAAAAUACCUCCGAGUCGUCUCUUGCAAACCAAUUGUCCCGUUUGUGACAAACAAUUCAAGAAAACAUAUCUUAAGGAACACAUGAAGGUUCACGACAACCACCGGCCCUAUAAGUGUCUCAUAUGUGGUAAGACAUACAGAUGGCGUACUCUUCUUCGCAACCAUAAGAAGACACACUUAAGUGAUAAUCCAUUUACGUGUCCUGUUUGUGGUCUUCGGAUGUCUUCCAAGUUUUCAGUACAACAACAUGUACUCAAAUCUCACGACAACUCAAACAAGAGUUAUGAAUGCAAUGAAUGCGAUAAAAAAUAUGUCACAAUUCAUCAGUUGAGGGCUCAUCAGAAGUAUCAUAAGACAGAUAGAACCAGGCACCGACGGAUACAUAAGGGAGAAGAGAAUAGUAUUGACGUAAGACUAAAAUGUAGUGCUUGUGGUCUGAUAUGUCACAGCAAAACACAUUAUACGGCACAUCAACGCAUACAUACAGGAGAAAAACCAUUCGUUUGCGAAACUUGUGGCAAAACAUUUCGACAGAUCGCACAACUCAAUCAGCAUAGGAUAGUGCACACAGAGCUCAGGCCCUUCUCGUGCAACCUCUGCGACCGCACCUUCAGAUGUCGAUCAAACUUACGGUUGCAUUUGGAUCACCACAACGGACAGCGCAGACAUCAAUGUACACAUUGUGACCAAAAAUUCUUUUCGUAUCCAAAUAUGUUAAAACACAUUCGACGCAAACAUUUGGGUUUACUUCCAUUUAAAUGCCUUUUAUGUGAAAAUAAGAGUUUCUGCGAAAAACAAGAGCUCGAGAGUCAUAUGAGAAUGCAUUCCGGAGAGAAGAGACCAAAGCCUAAACGCAAACGAUUACCCCUUCCGGUCCCACAAACCAAUGCCAACACAGAAUUGUAA
Messenger RNA from Medioppia subpectinata, 1959 nucleotides. NCBI's taxonomy places the organism in Eukaryota, Metazoa, Arthropoda, Arachnida, Sarcoptiformes, Oppiidae. The record is from the annotation of a GenBank genome assembly.